Zeugodacus cucurbitae (melon fly) is the source of this 1653-nucleotide messenger RNA. RefSeq lists its product as uncharacterized. The record is from RefSeq and is a predicted model, not a curated record. Bases 1 to 540 code for a protein of 179 amino acids. NCBI's taxonomy places the organism in Eukaryota, Metazoa, Arthropoda, Insecta, Diptera, Tephritidae. The transcript has 4 exons.
AUGUCGCGCGAUCUAUACGGCGUAUAUAGAAAUCUGGCGAUUUUCUGUCUUUGUGCUUUGGUGAGUGGAAAGGCCGACUUCACAAACAUAAAAUGCGAAGCCGUGGACAAGGCAUACAACUCAAUUAAAUACUGUUUUAUACGCUCAGUGAAUCGCACUUUCAAAUAUAUAUCGGCGGCUAAUCAUUUCCAUGUGAAGGAGCCAAAGAAUAAUAUAUCAGUUGGUGUUGCCACGCUGAAACGCGCCAAUGGCUAUAAACCCUUUCUCUACAACGUCACAGUGGAUGGCUGCAAAUUUUUGCGCACCGGCGGUAAUGCCUUGCUGCGUUUCUUACAUAGUUUCUUCCAUAAGUAUUCUAACGUCAAUCACACUUGUCCUUAUAACCAUGACAUUGAGGUAAACGUACUGCCGGUUAGUCACAUUGAUAAUUUAUUUACAAAAGUACUACCAUUUCCAAAGGGCGAUUACCAAUUCGUAACAUCAUGGUAUACCUAUAAUAUUUUGCGCGCUGUUGUGAGAAUAUAUUUCACACUAUCUUAAGUGUCAAAUAUAACAGGCCAGUAGCAUCUGUAGGAGGAAAGAGAGGAAUUUUUUUGUAUUUUAAAUGAAGGUACAAAAAAAUAUGUAAUGAAUGAAAAAUAAAGUUCGUUGAAAGGUUUUGAUUUCUGGUGAAAUGGUACCGUGAAUUGGGUUCUAUAUGGGUUCGGACAAAUUUAAGUACUUCAACCAAAGUGAGGAAGAACACGCUAAAUAGAUAAUUGAAAGUUUGAAUAUAAUUGGAGCGGUGCUGAGAGUAGAUACGUAUGCUUUAUGUUUCCAUAGGUUCUAAGAAUGUUUCAGAUUUUACAUAGAAUCGCCGAGCAAAAAUUAUAUUACGGUUUUAUUGAAGAACAAGCUGUACAUAACAAGUACGGGAGUUCGGAUACAACCCAUACUCUCACUAUUAUUUUACUUCUUCUUUUUCCUGACUGGCGUAGACAACGCUUACGCGGUUAUAGCCGAGUCCACAACUGUGCGUCAUGCAACUAUCAUUUUGACAGUUUGGCACCAAUUGGGAGUACCAAGUGAAGACAGGACCUUCUCCACCUCGUGCUUCCAUCGGAGUGGGGAUAUCCCUCUUCCUCGGCUUUCACUAGCGGGUACUGCAUCGAAUACUUUCAGAGCUGGAGCACUUUCCUCCAUUCGAACAACAUGACCUAACCAGCGUAGCCGCUGUUUUUUAUUCGCUGGAUCGUCUAUGUCGUCGAAUAACACAUACAGCUCAUCGUCCCAUCGUCUGCGAUAUUCGCCGUUGCCAAUGUUGUUUAUCUUCCGCAAAACCUUUCUCUAUAAAACUCCUAGUGCUGUCUCAUCGGAUGUUGACAUCGUUCACGCUUCUACACCAUAAAGUACGACGGGAAUGAUGAGGGAUUUGUGGAGUUUGGUUUUUGUUCGUCGAGAGAGGAUUUUACUUUUCAAUUGCCUACUCAGUUCAUAGUAGCACCUGUUGGCAAGAGUUAUUCUACGUUGGAUUUCAAGGCUGACAUUAUUAUUGGUGUUGAUGCUGGUGCCUAGGUAUACGAAAUUAUCUACAUCGUCAAAUUUAUGACUGUCAACAGUGACGUGGGAGCCAAUAUUAGGUUAUGUGAAUUGAGAAUGGAAGAUAAAGAAUCA